CUGGCCAAUCUCCUGGAAGGGUCUGCUUUGCUAUUUGAAGUGGUAGAAAUAGUCUUGCUCUAUCUGCGUUUCCAUGCCAGCUGUUUUCCAUACUCAGGUGCAGGGAUCUUAAGGCACUUACUGGAAAAACUGCCCGUGUGUGCAACGAACAAUUUGUCCUCAUCUUCACAACUUGUAGGACAGAGAAGAAGAGCUUGCAAUGCAGCCUGUUGGAGGCUCUGCAGCAGGUGUCGGAGAUGGAGAUCACCAGGAGCCGUCUGGAAGGCCAAGUAGGCACAGCCAUGCAGGCCAAGGAGCUGAUAAUUGAGGAUGUCAGGGGCCUUCGUUGUGAGCUGCAAGCUGUAAGAUCUUUCAGCAAGCAGCAAUGUGAAGAAAUGGCCCAACAGCUCCGCUUGGCAGAAGAGCAGUUCAGCAAGGCUCUGAGACUCUGGCAAUCUGAGCAAUCUGCUCAGGAGGAGGAGAAAAGGAAGCUCCUGCAAAAACAGGAAAGACGGCUGAAACAACAGCGUUUGAAGGUGCUGGAGCAGCGGGAACACUUCCUGGCAGAGGUACAGAGGGAGCAGGAGAAAAGGGUGCUUGAGAUGAAGCAGGAGACUGCCGUAAUGCAACCUGAAGAAGAAAAGAUGGGAACCAGGGCCGGUCAAGAUGCAAAGAGAAUGCCGAGGGUGUUUGGACGCUUCUGGGGCUCCUUAUGGGCACUGCUUCUCCAGACACUGUGUGUGUGGGUGGGAUUGUGUCUUAGCUGGCCCUUGGUAAACAGGAGAAGGAGAGCAAAUUGCUUUUGGAAAGCGUGAGCACAUGAGUCUUGGUUGCCACACAGGUGGUGGGUGGG
Cyanistes caeruleus (blue tit) is the source of this 832-nucleotide messenger RNA. NCBI's taxonomy places the organism in Eukaryota, Metazoa, Chordata, Aves, Passeriformes, Paridae. The record is from RefSeq and is a predicted model, not a curated record.